GCUAUUAUGCUUUGAAUCGCAGAGGAGCGUCUCACUAGCGUCGCUGGGCUUCAGGCUGAGAGGGUAAACAAAUAAUCCCGUUCGGACGUAAACAGGUCCAGCAGGUCAUCAGCGGGACGGACAUGUUCCAGUUCAGGGUUUCGCAGGUCUUGAAGGACUUCUGCAGACCCAGCCUCAAGCGUGCCUUGUCUGAUUUCGCUGGGAAUGAGACGCGGCGACCCGCCUGUGCCAGCCAUGCCGGGGGAGCGUCGCGCAGAGCCCGGCUUCCAGCCGCAGCGGGCCGGCCUCUGUGGAGCUGCGGCCGGGCUCUGUGCACCAAGACAGACGCUGGACCAGCGCCGAACAAAGAAGCGGACAAGAGAAGGAAGGCAGGUAUCCUGCCCAGUCUGGAAGACCUGCUCUUCUACACCAUCGCAGAGGGUCAAGAGAAAAUCCCAGCACACAAGUUUACCACGGCACUGAAAGCCACUGGUCUGCGUACUGGUGAUCCCCGUCUGAAGGAGUGUAUGGAGAUGCUGAAGGUCACCCUGAAGACCACGUCCGAUGGAGCUCUGGACCGACACCUCUUUAAAAAGUGUGUCCAGAGUAACAUUGUCCUGCUGACUCAGGCAUUCCGGAGGAAGUUUGUCAUUCCUGAUUUUCAGUCGUUCACGUCACACAUUGAUGAGCUUUAUGAUAACGCCAAGAAGCUCUCCGGUGGGCAGGUGGCCGACUACAUUCCCCAGCUGGCCAAGUUCAGUCCUGACCUGUGGGCAGUUUCUCUGUGUACUGUGGACGGACAGCGACACACAGUUGGUGAUACCAAAGUGCCGUUCUGUCUGCAGUCCUGUGUGAAGCCGCUAAAAUACGCCAUUGCUGUCCAUGACCACGGCACGGAGUACGUCCACCGCUUCAUCGGAAAAGAGCCCAGCGGCCUGCGCUUCAACAAGCUAUUCCUCAACGAAGACGAUAAGCCACACAAUCCCAUGGUGAACGCAGGAGCGAUAGUCUGUACGUCCCUCAUCAAGCAAGGAGCAAGUAAUGCAGAGAAGUUUGACUAUGUAAUGAACUUCAUGAAGAAGCUGGCAGGGAAUGAGUAUGUGGGCUUUAGCAAUGCUACUUUUCAGUCGGAGAGAAUGUCUGGAGACCGGAACUUUGCCAUCGGCUACUAUCUGAAGGAGAAGAAGUGUUUCCCAGAGGGCACAGAUAUGACCUCUAUCUUGGACUUCUACUUUCAGUUGUGCUCCAUUGAGGUGACUUGCGAGAGCGCUAGCGUCAUGGCGGCCACGCUGGCCAACGGCGGCUUCUGUCCAAUCACAGGUGAGCGUGUGCUGAACCCCGAAGCUGUGAGGAACACACUCAGCCUCAUGCACUCCUGCGGCAUGUACGACUUUUCCGGACAGUUCGCCUUCCAUGUGGGUUUGCCUGCUAAAUCGGGCGUGGCAGGUGGGAUUCUGCUGGUGGUCCCUAACGUGAUGGGCAUCAUGUGCUGGUCUCCACCUCUAGACAAACUGGGCAACAGCGUCCGCGGCAUCCAGUUCUGCACGGAUCUGGUGCAGCUCUGUAACUUCCAUAACUACGAUAACCUGCGUCACUUUGCUAAGAAGCUGGACCCUCGUAGAGAGGGCGGCGACGAGAGGGUGAAGUCUGUUAUAAAUCUGCUGUUUGCUGCCUACACUGGAGAUGUGUCUGCUUUGAGGAGGUUCGCUCUUUCAUCUAUGGAUAUGGAGCAGAGAGAUUACGACUCCAGGACGGCUCUCCACGUCGCUGCAGCAGAAGGUCACGCCGAAGUCGUUCGUUUCCUUCUGGAGGCGUGUAAGGUGAACCCUGUACCCAGAGACAGGUGGGGGAACACACCGAUGGACGAGGCCGUGCACUUCGGUCAUCACGACGUGGUGACGAUCUUGAAGGAUUACCACAAUAAAUACAGCCCUCAGGAGACCACACCCGCCGGGGACAAGGAGACAGCCGAGAAGAACCUGGACGGCAUGCUGUAGCGCAGCUCGGUCCUCCAGAGCUGAGGGAAGUUUGUGUGUCUGUAUGUGUGUGUGUGUGUGUGUGCCUCUAUUACUGAAAAUCAUCUGUAGAACCCGUGUAGAAGUGAAGUAUUUGUGCAGCUGUGCUUAUUUAUGACACGAGUUUCAGUUCGGAGCACUAUGGAUCCUGUUGGGAAGGAAAGCGGUCACAUCGCCCUAUGCUGGUUGAGUUUGAAAUAUAGGUUAACGAUGAAUAAGAACAAAAAAUGUUGUCUAGGCAAGUUUAAAUAUAUCCGAUAUAGCUAAUCUUUCUCAUGUUGAGAUUGUGAGGACCAUAUAUUAAAAUGAUUGAAAAAACUUAUUUUCAUCGCACCAUACUGGCAAAUAAUUUUGCUUGUUUUAAAGGUGCAGUGUGUAAUAUUUAAGCAGAUCUACUAACAGAAAUGGAGUAUAGUAUGUACAAAUACAUACAAAAACCAUGUUUACAUUAGUGUAUAAUUACUAGUAACUGAAUUAAAAACAUUUUUUUUUAGUUAGCUCAGAAUGAGCCUCUCAUAUCUACAUGCAUAAUGUUUAUAACUUGACCGCUUUUGAGACCCCAGACCUGUUAAAAUUAGAGGCCAUUCUACAACAGCAUUAUUGUUCCACUGGCUACAUAAUGGCGUAUAGUGCUUGGACCCCGAUGAUCGCCGCUGUGGCUCCACAAUGGCACAUAGUGCUUGGACCCCGAUGAUUGCCGGUAAGCUUUUACUGUAGUUAUGGCGUCACAGAAAGCAUGAAUGGCAGGUGUUUUGCACACAACCAGCAGAUGGCGUACGUCUGCAUUUUCCCUCCCUGUUCCAGCGGUGCUGGGUGUGUGUGUGUGAGAACUCAUACUGUGCUGGUUUCUUCAGUCCGCAGUGAUCGAUCUGUAGCAUUUCCGUUUGUUUUUUCACACAUACACACACUAUAAAUGUAUUUUAAAUAUAUUAUAUACAGUGUACAUUGAUGUUAUAAUAUUGAAUAUUUUGACUUAUAGCUCCUUAAUGAUGUCGUUUAGAUCAUUACAAAGCUAGCAGGCUCCUUACAGUAGCCUGGGGUGGAUUAUAGUGCUUUUACUGAGUGGGAUGUAUCCUUCUAAAACUUGUUUUUUAAGUUACACUACUGCUCAAAAGUUUACGAACAUUUUCAAGCAGAUAAAUUUAUAAAAUGCUUCCAUUAUACAGCAUUAAUUUUCUGAUAUUGUUUAAACUAAUGUUUGGAAUGAAAGUUUAAUAAAUUUAACAUUCGGAAUGAUGAAAAUAUCAAUUUAUAAAUAUUGACAUGGAUAAAAAUACAUACAUCUUAAAAACCUGGUCUCUGAAUUCAAUUUAAAUCUACGUUGUACAGUUACUACUAUAUUUUAAAUGACAAAACAAUUUUAUUAAACAAUUUGGAUGAAAUUCUACUAAAUUGAACAUUCAGAAUAACAUAAUAAAAUUAAUGAACUUAAAAAUUUAUAUCCCGUAUCGACAUGGAUAAGGUUUGUAAAUUCUCAUUUCAUAUUUUAAAAUACUGAAUACAUCUAAAAGAAAAAUAAAAAAUAUUUCUAAUAUGCCAAUUGACCCAAACUUUUGAAUGGUAGUGUAUAUAUUUAAUGCUUUUGUCUUGUUGAUUUUUUUUUUUUUUUUUUUUUUUUUAAAGAAACUUCAGGAUGGUUGCAAUGUUUGCCUUUUAAAUGGUUCAUCAAGUCUUGCGAUUUCUAAUCUGUUCCAAAUGAAAAAAAAAAGUCUUUGAUUGUAUGGAAAUAUUUGCACUAGUUUCGUAUGUAUUUGUCAUGGUGAGAAUGUUCUGGAGCGCACUGAACCGUAACGGGUGAAGACGAGUUUCUAGGGACCAAAUGUUUUUGUGGUAGCAUCAAUCAUAAAACUAUCGAUUUUCUUUAUGAUUAAAAACAUUAAAGAAUAAUUGAACCAAAAAAAAAUUGAGAAAAGUAAAAGUGUGAAGGCAGGAGGCACCACAGAAAAAGAAAAAAUGUGAUGUUGUAACAGUUAUUUAUUUUUAUUAUUUAUUUAUUUAUUUUUACACAUUUAUUUUUGUUUAUGUGACAAAGUUUUUGUCUUGUUCCCCAGUGAUUAUGAAUUUAUAAAGUCCUGGAUACACUGAGGAGACGUUAAAAAAGGUUAAAAAAGACACAAACAAUUAUAACAACGUGUACGACCCAGACUAAUUCAGUGCAUCACACACGAUACACUGCAGGAAUUUGCAGCUUUUGCAAAUGUUUGUUUGUUUUUAGACCCAGCAAAAGUAGGCUAAGUAUUAUUUUGUCAGUAAUCAAUCGUUUAUUCAACUACUACAACUUUGUGAAUCCACAUGCGGAUGUUAACUACAUAUGACUUCCUGACCCGAAUUAAGCACCUAGAGUCAGAGCUUCACACAUAUUUUGUAGGUAUGUCUCUGGAAAGCUGCGUAAACUCUCCUCAGUGUACCCAGGAUUACAUCACAUAUAGCUAGCUGAUCACGAAUGUCCCCAGAACAUUCCUUUCUCCGUCUUUCCAAACGACUAUACUGAGCAAGUUGUGUAAAAACAAAUAGAAACAUAGCUGAGUUACGUAGACGGAAGCACACGAAGACCACGAGCACAAGAAGCUUAUCUGUAUUGAAUAGGCUUUUUAUUUCUUGUGAAACACUUAAAGCCAGUUUCCCAGACCCAACUUAACCCUAAGCCUAGACUUUCGGAAAGUAAAUCACCGCUGGGACGGCAGUUUAGUCCAAGAUUAGGCUUAAUCCGUGUCCGGGAAACCCUUAGAUUGCUACUUGAGUACUGUAUAUAGGUGUAUGUGUAUGAGUGCGAGUGUAAGCAUGUGUGUUAUGUUUGUGAAAGCCAGUUAUUAUUUAUAGCAAAACUACAAAAUGAU
Messenger RNA from Pygocentrus nattereri (red-bellied piranha), 4831 nucleotides. RefSeq names its product glutaminase a (gene glsa). The transcript has 18 exons. Gene Ontology annotation, biological process: L-glutamine catabolic process. NCBI's taxonomy places the organism in Eukaryota, Metazoa, Chordata, Actinopteri, Characiformes, Serrasalmidae. Bases 123 to 1976 code for a protein of 617 amino acids. The record is from RefSeq and is a predicted model, not a curated record. Gene Ontology annotation, molecular function: protein binding; glutaminase activity.